UAAUGAUAUAUACUGCCUGAACAAGGGCUAACCUGAUCCACUUGGCCUUGAAGAACAGACCAUCAGUUUAACAACACUGUUACUUGCAUCAUGGCAUCUGACAUCAUCACUGAAAUAGCGGAAGCACCGAGGGCUCAUCUGAUUUAUAUGAACGAAGAUGAAGAUGACAGGGAUCUCCAAACACUUAGAAAAGCGCUGGUACAACAAAAGAUUAGAUAUACGGAUCAAAGCCACGUGUCUUCUGGUGGCCUGGAGUUGUCAGGCAAUGAGCGCUUGAUGGAAUCUGCUAUUUGGGUUGUCAUAUUUUACUCUGACAACUUAACAGAAUCUGCUUAUGGGCGUCUAUUGGAAGAUGUGUCCUUGCAUCAUACAGCAGGAAUGAGGAAUAUCAUAUUUAUUGUACCAGCAUUUGGUUCGGCCAGUUUUCCAGCACGGCUACGGGGGUUUUCAGUUAUUGACAUCGGGACUGAUGAUGACUGGGUCUGUGACUUUGUAACACAGGUUGAAGAGGAGCCAUUAGCUAACAACGAAGACAUUGAGAAGAAACGGAUCAUAGCUUCCAUUCAGAGAAUUUCAGCAAAUAAUAGAUUUCUGAAUGUCAUGUUCAAAUGUGAUUCUAUCAAGAAACAUGGUAGCCAGAAACCAUGUUUGUGUAUCGUGUCUGCCUUUCUGGUACUGGAAUAUUACUGCUUAGUGUUCUGUCUUUUCUUUUGGAUCCAUCAGUGUUUGUUUGACAAUAAGUUAUUCAGUGACUUGUUUAUAAUUUAUGUUUUUGCAAUUGUAAUAAACAUAUUUGCACUGAGGCCUUUCAGGGCAGUAAAGCGAAUUGAUACUUUGAUUUUCAUAUCCUACAGCUUUUUAAUAAGGCUCGUGUUAAUGUGGUGGUUUCUUAUGCGUCUCUGGAACUCAGCUCCUGGCUAUUUGUUUAUUUGUGUUGGAAUGAGUGCAACAAUUUGUAUCCAUUACCCGUAUAUUCUGUACUGUGUAUUCGUAGAUGGUCUUUGGAUUACAAGUGUAGGUCCAAAUUACCGUCUCCUAGGGACACAAUUACAUUACAUCUUUGUUUGCUAUCUGUUUCUUUUUGACGGUUUCUUUAUAAUUGUGUUAUUGUAUGAAGCUCUAAAAUCUGUUGAAAUUUUUUUCAGUGUGUUGAUUAUAUUGAUAUUUUUCACGCAGUACGAUUAUUUCAUUUUGACAAGACGCAUACGUUCUGAAACUGUAUACUUGAGGAAAUGUUUUAAGCCCACUUUUAUAAUAGAUUUAAUGCUCACGGUGCCUGUUUUAUUAAAUAUGGGAUAUGUGCUACUAUAUCAUUUGUAUUUGUCCAACCAAUAGAGCAUCCCAACAUUACAAAUGGUGGAUGUCGACAGGUUUGCUCUAGUGUGGACGUCAGUUUUAAGGAAACGCAUCCCAAGUAGGAGUUUAUCAAACAGUAAGCACUGCUUCACGAUC
Messenger RNA from Haliotis rufescens (red abalone), 1452 nucleotides. RefSeq lists its product as uncharacterized. The transcript has 2 exons. The record is from RefSeq and is a predicted model, not a curated record. Bases 91 to 1335 code for a protein of 414 amino acids. Lineage: Eukaryota; Metazoa; Mollusca; Gastropoda; Lepetellida; Haliotidae.